GACCGACCCAGUGCGAUUUUCUGGCAGCAUAAAUUGUGGCGUAAAUGAACGGUCAAGUCCCAAUCAGGAAGUGUGGCGCGAAAUUGAGGUCACUUCUAUUUUUGGCACCAACGCCCUUCUUCCUUCAUUACCUUCACUUGCAGGCCAAGUUCUUUCAGGGUUCUUCUUUUUUUCUUUGCUCUGGAAGCAAUUACAUCCUACAGAACAAGUACAUCCUAAUGCCUCACAUCAAUUCCUAUCAUACGCGACUUCAGCCUCGCGCCAAUUUUGUUCUUGACCCUAGCGGGCAGAUGUCUGUGGUCUCUGAAGAAGGAGGAGACGCCCAAGGCGCGUUCCAGUACCCAUCCAGCGUUUCAACGCCUUUGUCGAGCUCUACGUCUUUGGCGAGCACGAGUUUGAGUGCGACGACGGCUUCUACGAGUUCUGUGAUCACGCCUAGUUCCUCCAGCUCUGUACCGACAUUAUCUUCCUCGCUUCCCGUGGACUCUUUGUCUUCUUCGGCAUCAUCUUCAUUUUCGUCGACCUCGGACUCAUCCUCAGCGAGUGUGACAGUAGCUUCUUCGACGAGCGUGUCUUCUGCGGCUAUAACCACGGCUUCUUCAUCGACAGAAAGCCCUACAGUGGCUGCGACGAGUUCGUUUCAAUCUACGACUGAUACUACCUCAGCCGCGUCACCUACUACACCUCCUGCACUAGCUGCACCGACCGUGUCGCCAUCCGGUACAAAUUACGCUACUGUCUCAACUCACAGCCCGCCUUUCUUCGUUGGCAUCAUCUUCGGAACAAUUGUAGCUAUCGCCAUUCUUGCAGCUCUCGUGGCAUGGUAUUUCCGCCUGAAGAGCAACCGCAGGAAACAAGAUGAACUCUUUAGGGAUGCGAACGGUGAUCGUGACGUCGGAGAACCCAAGAGGGACGACACUUUCAUUGGACAUCCUAGCUUGCUGACGACUGAAGGUCUGGGCGCGUCGGUCAACAAUGUGCUGGCCUCACCAAUAUGGUCUAUGCCACCCCCACCUCCUCCGGUUGCAGCGGCUUAUCCAUUUCGGCUUUCACCAGUUUCCUCAAUACGGGCUACGCCUGUCCCUAUUUUACGCGACAGCGUUGCAUAUCCAUUGCCUCUUCCUUCCCAGAACAUGCUCCCUCUGCCUGAAGCCUCGUUUCGAGCAGCAAGUCCUCACUCUUUUCAAGUUACGAGGGAAUCAAGCAUAGCACCAAGUUCCCUAGUAUGUCCUUCCACCACAUACGCGUCAUCGUACAACUCGCGGACGGAACUUCUCCCUCGAGAGUUUGGUACGCCGAGACAGGCCAUGGAUCGGCCGAGAUUCCUGAGUCUAGAGAGCGGACGGGGACUGAGGGUGCCGUGGCGAAGACAGGACUCGGGACAAGGCGGAUGGGAGACGCACCACGAGGUGAUGGAAACUAACAAUCAAGACCAUUCCGCCGCGGCUAUCCAAGGCUCAAAUAUUGGCGGAUGGACUGCGUCUUUGAGGGCGAAUAUUAUGAAUGCUCUGGGUAGCGUCAUGCCUACCUCUUCUCCCUGGGUGCCUGCUUCGGACCAUCUGACACCUGCGCCUCUGACGAGGAAGGAGAAAGCCGAAGGGCAAGAUAAAGAGUGGAAGACAUUUUUCGGGGGAGAGUUGAUCGGGGAUCCAGAUUGGGCCUCUGAUCUAGAGGCAACACUUGAUUCCAACACCAAUGUCUCGCGCACGGGUACGUUAGCGGAUUACAAGGGAGGUGAUCACGCGUUUUCGCCGAACCUGUCGAGGGAGACGACGGUGGUUCAGCCCGUGUCCAGGGCCGGGUCGGCAGUUAGUCUGAGGUACCCUAAGAAGGCCAAGGUGACACGGCUGGGUUCAAGUGCCAGUGGGUAUUCAGUGAAGAGCACACUGACGGAUGGGGAGGAGGCUGUUCGGCGGGCGUUGGCAGAAAGGCGAAAAGGGCAUGAUUCGUAGUCUAUUAGCAUAAAAUAUACUGAAAAAUGAAAACAGAAAUUUCGGGGAGUUCCGAUUGAAAAUAACAUAUGGAAAGAUUUAUGGCUUGUUUUGUGCGUCAGAAAUGCCCGGAAACGACCCGUACAGUGUGGUGCAUUAAUUUUUGCCAGCAAGAGGUUGCACAGAGCCCAGAAGAGAGGAGGAAUGGAAGACAUUUUGAGCAAGGUGGAUGCGUUGGAAGUUUCCUUUUUUGGAAGUCAGAUGUAAAGUACCGGAAAUUCAGAACGGCAAUCGAAAGAGGGAUUCGGUGUUG
Molecule: messenger RNA, 2244 nt
Organism: Desarmillaria tabescens
Lineage: Eukaryota; Fungi; Basidiomycota; Agaricomycetes; Agaricales; Physalacriaceae
Exons: 4
Coding region: 45-1952 (635 amino acids)
Source: RefSeq, a predicted model, not a curated record